Molecule: messenger RNA, 2633 nt
Organism: Xiphias gladius (swordfish)
Lineage: Eukaryota; Metazoa; Chordata; Actinopteri; Istiophoriformes; Xiphiidae
Gene: cyth4a
Product: cytohesin 4a
Exons: 16
Coding region: 198-1529 (443 amino acids)
Biological process (GO): regulation of ARF protein signal transduction
Molecular function (GO): guanyl-nucleotide exchange factor activity
Source: RefSeq, a predicted model, not a curated record
GCCUCGACUCAGCGCCGGAGUCAAAGGAAGUGGACGGUUGCCGUAAAGCAAGAGGAAUGUGGGUCCUGCCGUAUUACAAGUGUAGCUGCCGCAAUGUUAAAGUUUGAAGUGGAGGCAUCAGCUCGGGAGCAGAAGCAGUGGGGACUACUCACGGUGACCACCAGAUGGCAGGACCACACACAUAUUGUCCAAGGUGAAUGGAGGUUGAAGCUGCUGCUCACUGCAGGAUCCGAAAUGCCAACAUCUUAGCUGUCGAGCGCUGCUGCACCGCCGAGCUGAGCAUCCAUCACAAAGCCGUUCAGUCGCUCUGCACCAUCAACAACAUGGCCAUACGCAGAAAAGACAGCUUCCUAUGGGGGAAAGGUCCACCAAAACUCCCCCUGGCAGAGAAGAGGACGAGUGAAACCAUCCAGAUUCACAAGUUUGAGCUGCUGGAGGACAUUCAGAAGCUGAGGCUGGAGAUGAAUCGCGACGCGCCAGAAAUCCACAGCCCUGAGCUGAGGGAGCAGAAUAAAAAUGUUGUGAGGAACAGAAGAUUCUUACGCGGGAAAAAGAAAUUCAACAUGGACCCCAAAACGGGUUUCCAUUACCUGGUUGAGAAUGACCUGCUGGAAUGGCGGGCGCAGUCAGUGGCCGAGUUUCUCUACAAGGAGGAGGGACUGAACAAGACCGCCAUCGGAAAUGUUCUGGGAGAGAGGGAGGAAAUGCAUCUGGAGAUACUAAAAGCCUUUGCGGGCUUACAUGAAUUCUCAGACCUGAAUCUGGUGCAGGCACUAAGGCAGUUUCUGUGGAGCUUUCGUCUCCCAGGAGAAGCUCAGAAGAUUGACAGGAUGAUGGAGGCGUUUGCGACUCGUUACUGUGACUGCAACCCAGGGGUCUUCCAGUCCACAGAUACCUGCUACAUCUUGUCUUUCGCCAUCAUCAUGCUCAACACAAGUCUCCACAACCCCAACGUGAAAGACAAACCCAGUCUACAUCGAUUUUUUUCCAUGAACAGAGGCAUCAACAACGGGGAAGACCUGCCCACCGAGCUGCUCACGAAACUGUAUGCGAGCAUCCGCAGCGAGCCGUUUAAAAUCCCACAGGACGACGGGAACGACCUCACGCUGACAUUUUUUAAUCCAGACAGAGAAGGCUGGCUCCUUAAAAUGGGUGGCCGUGUUAAAACCUGGAAGAGGAGGUGGUUUAUAUUGACAGACAGCUGCCUGUACUACUUUGAAUACACCACAGAUAAAGAUCCGAUCGGGAUCAUUCCUCUGGAGAACCUGUGUGUCAGGGAGCUACGAGACACAAGCAAACCGUACUGUCUGGAGUUAUAUAACCCCAGAGGACAAAAGAUCAAGGCCUGCAAGAUGGAGAACAAAGGCGGCGUGGUGCAGGGUAAACACCAGUCCUAUAAGCUCAGCGCCGCCAGCGCGGAAGAACGGGACGCCUGGGUAGAAGCGAUCAGGGUGAGCAUCACCAAGGACCCUUUUUAUGACUUGGUGUCUCUACGCAAGAGGAAAGUCAUUAGCAACACUUCCUCAUAGGACAGAAACGCCCGCGAGAAUAACAUCUGAGUUCGGUUCCUGGACGUGUCCCUAUGAAUGACUCAUUCUGUGCUUUUAAGACGGAGACCCUUCAGGAAAAGGAGAACUUGAAUCUCACAGCAUUUCACAGGGCAGUGGCACGUUUGGGACUUACUUCUGCAAACUGCAUGCACCACCGCUUCGACAUCGGGGGGUGACAACUCCUACUGACGCACAUCUGCUGCAGAGGCAGAGCCUGAGGGGUGGCGAGGGGCGGCAGAGGCCCCGCGGUGCCCCCCCCCCAGAGUCAGAAGGUGAUAGGGCGGAAAGUCUGUACGAAGCCACCGUUGCCAUUUAUCGCUCGAAAGUCAAAUGACCACGAAGAGACGCAAAUCAAGUCAAAAUAAGCAAAAAACGACACCAAAGACACACAAAACGACAAGGAACCACAAAUAAACUCAACAUGAGGAACAAAAAGAUGCAAAACAGACGCAGAACGACACAAAAUGACCAGAGAGACACAAAAUGCUGUCUUGCUGUAGGAGGGGUCGGGGGGGCUUCUCCAUGUCUGUAUCCCCAGAACCGAUGUCUCAUAAUCUGUCCAUGGUGGUUUUUGAAAUUACAAACAGCAGCUAACUACUGAUAUUAUUGAAUUUAAGAAUAAGAUGAAUUCACGUCUCUAAACCUGAUCCCCAGAGUUCAGGUCUUGCUGAACCAGCUGGAUCAGUAGCAGAAGAGUAUGUAGCACUUUGUUAAACCAGCUCCGGCUGUUUUUAUUUGAGACUUUUAGAGAAAAUAGAAAGCUUAGGGUUUUACACUAUUCUCACUUGAACUUUAGAUAAAAUGUAACUUUUCUUUCUUUCCUGUAAACGUCAAUUCAAUUUACAGAAUAGAGCUUUAUAACUGUUAAACUGAUGUAAAUAGUGAAAAAGCAGAAAAAGAUCUCUUCAGUUCUUGAGUUAACUAAUGAAAAAGUAGAAAUUUCACACUAUAUUUUACUUGGAUGUAUUUUUUGAACACGUAUUUUGUAAUUCCGGUGUUUUCGUACUUGUGUGUAUAAUCGAAUGACUCCCUGCUCAGGGGGACUCGAACCAUCGGCUGUACAAUAAAGCGGUUUAUUCUGAA